This is a messenger RNA of Geodia barretti, 756 nucleotides long. The record is from the annotation of a GenBank genome assembly. Lineage: Eukaryota; Metazoa; Porifera; Demospongiae; Tetractinellida; Geodiidae.
AUGCAGAACAUGAGUACAUCUCCGAUGAAUUCGCCGAUACCUGAAGAGCGCAUUGGGGAGUUCCAGUCCCUGAUCGAUGUUGUGGCGCGCCUGCGGGCGCCAGGCGGCUGCCCGUGGGACGCCGAGCAGACCCACGAAUCGCUGAAGCGCAACCUGCUGGAAGAAUGCUACGAAACGCUGGAGGCGAUCGACGAGGGCGAGCCGCAGGAGUUGGCGGAGGAACUGGGCGACAUCCUGGUGCAGGUGGCAUUUCACGCCGACAUCGCCCGCGAGGCCGGUGAGUUCGACAUCGCCGACGUACUGACGGCCAUCAACCGCAAGCUCAUCCGGCGGCACCCCCACGUCUUCGCCGAUGGCGCCGCGUCUGACGCACGGCAGGUGGAGCGGAACUGGGAGCAACUGAAAGCGGAAGAAAGACGGGAAGCUGGCAAGCCGGAGCCGUCUGCCAUGGACGGCGUGCCGGCGGCGCUGCCGGCGCUCACCGCGGCGCAACUGAUGCAGGAUCGCGCCGCCCGAUUCGGGUUCGACUGGGCGACGUGGAUCGACGAGUUCGGGGACGUGCUGUUCGCGCUGGUGAACCUGGCCCGCUGGUCCGGGAUACACGCGGAGGACGCGCUAAGGCAGGCCAACGGCAAGUUCCGGAAUCGCUAUAAGGCGAUGGAACGCCUGGCGUCGGAACGGGAGCAGGACUUUGUCGCGCUGCCCCUGGACGGCAAGGAAGCGCUGUGGCAGGAGGCCAAGGCGGCCGAACGGUAG